Lethenteron reissneri (Far Eastern brook lamprey) is the source of this 5713-nucleotide messenger RNA. RefSeq names its product zinc finger protein ZFPM1-like. The record is from RefSeq and is a predicted model, not a curated record. Gene Ontology annotation, biological process: heart development; positive regulation of transcription by RNA polymerase II; negative regulation of transcription by RNA polymerase II. Lineage: Eukaryota; Metazoa; Chordata; Hyperoartia; Petromyzontiformes; Petromyzontidae. Gene Ontology annotation, molecular function: RNA polymerase II-specific DNA-binding transcription factor binding. Gene Ontology annotation, cellular component: nucleus.
CCGCAGGGAGAGACGGCGAGAGAGGGAGACGGGGGGGGGGACAGGCGAAUGCGUUCGAGCUCACGGACUCUCUCUCGAGCUCGAGGUCCCCCUCGUCUCAUCACGACUGGCCUCACCACCACCCCCCCUACUCCUCGUCCCAUCGUCUCACCUCUUCACACCCCCCCCCCCCUCCACCACGUCUGACAAUGUCUCGUCGCAAGCAAAGUCGACCUCGUCACAUCGAGCAUGCCCUCCUGUGCUGCACCGCGUGCGGAGGCCCCGUGGCAGGAGGGGCGAGUCCCCUCCUGUCCCCACGCCACCGCGACUUCUCCUGCCCCAACUGCCGCGAGGCGGUCGGCCCCUCGAACCCUCCUUCUCCACCCGCAUGCGAGGGCUCCCCUCCGUUGCCCCCCAAGGAGGAGCCUGAGGCUCGCAAUUCGCCCCCCGCCGCCACCGCCGCCUUCAUCAAGCGGGAGGCAGAAGAGGAGGAGAAGGCGGAAGAGGAGGAUGAGGAGGCUCCCGAGGAUGAAGCCGCUGGCACGAGCGGUGAAGCGGAACCGGAAAGCGAAGGGGCGCUCCGGAUCAAGGAGGAGCCCCCAAGUCCCAGCGAAGCCGCCGCUUCCCCUGGUCCCCGCCAUCAGAUGCCGUCGCCCCAGAACUGCCCGGCUCCGCGGGUGGCCCUGUCCCCGGGGGCGCGGGAGCGUGGCACCGCCGAGGGGGGCGCCGUCUGCGUGGUUCCGCGCGGUUCCUGGGCAGCGGCCCCGGGCAGCCUCUGCACGGGCGCCGCGCCGGGCUCCUUGGCGGCCGCCGUCUACCCCACGGGCCCCACGCACUGCGUCGAGUGCAAUAUCAGCUUCAGCAAAGUGGACAACUACAUCGUGCACAAGACGCUCUACUGCUCGUCCCGGCAGCAGCAGCACCAGCAGAAGCAGAAGCAGCAGCAGCAGCAGAGGCGGCCGGAAGCAGAAGAACGACGCAGUUCCGCUUCGGUGAUCGCGAGGGAAGCGGAGGGCGCCGGCGUCGCGUCUGCAGGCACAAGUGGAGACGCAGGUGUGCUGGCGGCGCCGAGCCCCGCCGCCGUGAAGAUGGAGCGCGAGGGCUCGCAUGGCAGCGGCCACACGAUGCCGCCGAGCGUCGCUCUGCGAGACGCCGAGCGACGCCCCGAUGCCGAGCGCACCAGCUGCGCCGAGUGCCGCAUCACCUUCGGCCGCCUGGAGAACUACCUUGUGCACAAGCGGCACUACUGCGCGUCCCGGCACGGCCGCGCCGGCGACAGCGCCAGCGGCGGCGCCAGCGAUGCCCCCGUCGCUCCGCGACUCCCGGGCCUCCCAGUCCCACGGCAGCCCGGUACGAGCGGCGCGCCUGCCGGGCAGCUGCGGCGGCGGAGUCGGCGAACGCGGUGGGCCGCGGCGAGCGCCUCACCUGGCUCGUCCACGGACGGAAGUUUGGGGAGCCCCGCUCGUUCCUCCUCCUCCUCCUCGGGGAAGGCCUCCGAUGGAGAGGCGGCCGAAAGUCGGGAUGGCUCGCCCGCAGCCGAAGCUGCGCCGGCAGCGAAGCGCGUUUGUGUCGACCGUGCACCUCCACUGCCGCCGCCGCCACCGCCACCACCGCCACCGCGUCUCUCUCGGCAUCCCCUUGAUGACACGAGCGCCGCCGCUGUCGCCGCUGUGCCGAUGGAUUUGAGCGGCCACGUCCCGCUCGGCUUCAUUCACCCGGGUCAGGCGGGCCUCAGCGACUACCACAAGUGCGCGUCCUGCCAGAUCGCAUUCAGCCGCCUCGAGAACUACCUGGCGCACAAGCGCUACUACUGCCGCGCGACGCUGCACCGCCAGCCGCCCGGCUUGCCCGCGGCGCUCUCCGACCCGCAGCCCGCCCGUCCGCACGUCUACGGGGCCCUCGACGCCGCCGCCGCCACCACCGCCGCCCCCCUCCCGCGGGGUUACCCGACCCCUGGCGGAGUCCGACCACCUGACUUCUCGUUAGGGGGCGCGGGGGGCGCCUCCCCGGCAUACGCGGAGAAAAAUGGAGGAGCGGGGACGCCGCCAUCCCCGAGCGCCGUGACGGUGAAGAUCGAAGUCGUGGAAGAGGAGGAGGAGGAGGAGAAGGUGGAAGAGAAGACGUCACCGGACGAUCGCCGGUCUGCGAGCGACUCUCCUGCCGCAGGGGAUGCCGAGGACUCGCCGGGUUGCCCCCGGUCGGUGGGGGGAGGCGCCGCCAGCCCGGAGCGCGCCGGGGGGGGGAGCCCGGGCGUGGCGACGGCGCCGCGUGCGACGGGCAAGCACUGCCGCUCGUGCGAUAUCCGCUUCAGCAGCCUGUCCAACUUUGUGGCGCACAAGAGGUUCUACUGCGCCUCGCACGCCGUGCAGUAGGAAUUUGGGAUCAAAGUAUCUGUCAUGUAUUUAAUUAUUGUAAUAAUGUACAGUCUAUUGUCAAUCGAGUGCUGGGUGAAGGAUUCUCCCCCCGUGCCGUGUCGGUCAUGAGGGUUAUUUAUAUAUGUACCUGCUCUGGUCAGUAUGGGUUGGUGAAUGGGGAAUAACAGGAGCGAUUCAAAUGUCGCUCGCCAGCAAUCAAACUCAUUGGAAGAGUAAGUAGGAUAAUGCGCCAUACACUGGCACCACCUUUCCGCCAUUGUCAUUUAAUCAUCAUCAUCAUCGUUAUCUAUCUGGAUGAAGGCCUCCACAAAGGCUUUGCCAUCUCUUACGAUCCUGCAAUGCAAACACCACCUGCACACACCAGCUGAUUUCAUCCCGUCACCUCCGUCGUGGACAUCUUUCUGCGGCUACCACCAAGUCAUUGGUCUCGACCGUUGGUCAUCGUUUCUUCCCCCAACGUGCCCUGCCCAAGCCCAUUUAUUUUUAUUGACAUUUAAUAUAAUGUAUUUUUUAAUUUAUUUUAUUCUCGAAUCCACGUAUAGCUGACUGUAAAUAAGUUUGGAACACUUCAUCAUGUGAAGUGCUCGAUGGGCUAAGAACCAUGCCAAGUUUGUUGUCAUCUUGAAAUGUACACGUCAUCCCAGAUUUCAGUCGAUGACUGAUGUAGUGUAGUGUAUGAAUGCCAGUAUUGAUUACAUAAUCAUAAUCAUCGAACCAGAGUGAAUGAAAUUAGCACGGCCGGCAUGGCGCUGCUUUUUUCCUGACGACAGACUGGGCCUCGUCAUGGUAAUGUGGAAAUUCCAACACUGACUUGGGACUUUAAAAGGGAGAUUAAUUCCAAACAAUGCUAAUAAGGGACAAUGACCUUCAUGAAUUAUGGGAGUUUAAACAAUGUAUCUGCCAAGGUUUAGUAGUUAGACCUCCCUGUAUUCAAUAAAACAACACUCCGUACAAAACUUCAAUCGUCGUUAUCAGCCACGGCCAAUCCACUGCUAGAUGAACAGUCGCUGACCCUCAUGGUUCUGCAUUGUAACAGCAACACUACCAUAUAAACAUCGAACACAUAUAUUAAAAUUCGAGCGAAAAUAAGAUGUAGGAAUAAAUAACUACAAAAUGCUGCUUUAUUGUUAAGUACAAUAACAUUAAUGCUCUGAUUAAAUCAUUGAACCUUACCCAUUACAUAUGUAUAGGACACUACCACUCACGAUAUUGCAUGGAGUCUUAAGUGAGAGAAGUUUUUUCCAUACAAUUUAUACUAAUUACAUGCAAAACCUAUGCUUGUGUUAUAUUUAAGGUAAUGGAGCAAACAACACGUACAAACAACACGGAAAAAAACACAAAAAACAAUACAAGUAAGGUGUGUGGUAAAACCAGGGGUGUGAUGAUGCAAAGAUUAUAUCGAUUUUUAAGGCUCACAGCACACGCAUUCAUCGCGUUUGUGCCUGUAAAAAUAGAUGUUUGUAAUUUAUGAAAUGAUAUGCAAAUUAUAUGCUGUUACAUUUAGGUUCAUAGAGUGAACAAGACUGUACAAACGAGAAAGAAAAAAGUAUAACGUGGAUUUUUGUAGCCAAUACAAUCAUCUAUUAUUUGUUGCUGUAGUUUUAUGCCCCAAAAAUUGGGGGGGGGGGGGGGGGUAAAUUUCAAUAAUUUUAGCGUGAAACUACCAAGUGACCGAAAUCAAAAAGCAAAUACGGAGAUGAGAUAUAAAAUAAAAAGUGGACAAUAUAAUCAAUCGUGAACUACAUUCUUAAUUUGGUGAUACAGUAUUUGUAAUGGUGCACAAAUACCAGACGGUUAACACAUUCGUCAAUAACACCGCCUUAGAGCCAUUGCCCGAAACGUCACCUACUAUUUUUUUAAAGACAGUUGUAUUGAUAAAUGUGUUGAAUUCUCUAAAGACAAUUGUGGCCGCAUAUCCUCACAAUUCAUGGAAUCGCUGGCAGACACCGUGAACUUGCUAGCCUCGGUGGGUUAUAUUUGACACAAAAGCCAUUGAAAUGUGUGUUCACGGGUUAGAGCUGACAGUAUACCCUGUAGGCUUCUAUGUUACCCCCGUACCUCCGGUUGGCUACGUACGGUGCGAAAGAAGUUCUACAUACCGUACAUACGUUUGCAAUAAAGCACUGCGCAAUGUUUUGCAAAGGCAUGAAACCUCAUGCGUCCCACAGGUGGCGCUAUUGUUAUAACACCGAUACUUGAAUCAAGUAUCAGUGGUGCAUACGCACAAUUAACAAAAACUUGGCACAUCGGUCGAUAACACUGUCUCCAAUCACCCACCGUGAUGUAUAGACCCCAAACGGCACGAUUGUGACGAAUGCAUCGGUGCUCUCACCUUGCUUUGCAGGUGUGACGAAGUUAUCGUUAUUAUCAGAAAGUUUUUUUGUUUGAAUUUAACAACACGCAUUAUGAAUUCCGGUCACGUUUUGAGCAUGGCAAAAGUGCAAAGUUCACAUUUUUCUUUAAUGUAGCAACUGCCAACCACGACCGUGACUCUGUUGUUAGUGUCAAUGUGGGGGUCCAAUGCAUGCCCAGUAUGAAUCGGUAAAUCCUAUUUCAAGUCACAUGAGAAGGUGCUGAUACAGGUUUCUUCCAAGGGAUACCUGGAAAAUUAUGAAAUGCAAUGACACUCCUCUGGUCUGCUCUCCUAUUAACCGCCCUUGUUAUUAUCCAGUGAAUCGUCCAUGAACCUUCCAAUGAACGCGUAACAUCGACAUCACGAACCAUUGUCUAUCCACUACUGCUACCAUCCAUCUCCUGCACAAGACCGAUCUCAUCGUUGCGAUUCGUGCAUCUGUUCUCUCCGUAAUCCAUAGGUUUGAGCGCAUUAGAUGAGUGAGCUGGAAGUGGAAUCGAAUUCGUACGAUUCAUCAACAUCCAAUGGUUUAUCCUGCACCGAAUUGGCCCUAACGUAUCUCAAUGGCAUGUGACUCAUCGUGCAUCGCAUCCUGCUAUAUGCACUCAAGUACGGAUGAGAUGUAUAACCCCCCCCCCCAAAAAAAAACUAAAAGCUGUGUGGAUAAAUGCAGAUAGUUGAGCACAUUUUCCCAAAAUUGAGCCAAUUAUCUGCAUUUAUCCACAGCUUUUGGUUAAGAGGAGUACGAUGCAUGGUUAAAUGUGGAUAAAAGGAUCUGCCCAUAAUGCCCUUCCCAUAUCAGCGUCGGGCGUGAAAAAAAGUCCACUACAAAGUCAUUCAGCAGUGGAGAGCGGACGUCUUAAGACAUUGAUGUCGAAUUCAUAAGCACAGAUACACACGGCCAUGCUUGGGACUUUUAACACGUAAAAUGUCCCACGUAUAACGCGACGUGUGCAAUGCAUGACAUACUGUACAUAAAUUGUAUAAUAAACAUAGAUGAACGGGU